AUGGUAGGUGGCUGGGCAGGUGAAGGCGGCUUGAGGAGGAGGAGCCUGCGUGCGCGCUCUGAGCAUGACGCGCCUCCUCGCGGGGUCGCGCUGGCAGCCUCGGGAGAAGUUGUGCUGUUGUUCCUCCGGCCUCUUCCCUGCCGGGACGGGGCUGGAGACCUAAGCCACAGUGGCCUUUUCUUAGCAGUUGUGGGGGGAUUGAGUAGGCAUAACAGUGGGGCAGAAAUGAAGGCAGAUGGCACGGGCUACAUACGCGCCAUACGUGUGAAGUGCAUUUCCCCUCAUCUCUGGGAGCUGUAGCUGACCCUCAACACACUACAAUUCCCAGCAAAACUACACUUCACAAAAUUCCUGGGGAGAUGUGCUUUAAAUGUAUGCCGUGUACGCAGUCAAGGUCUCUCAAAUAUCACUUUUGUAAUCUUGAUAUUUGCUUGCACAACAAACGAAGAAACAUAUUUGUUUUGCUUUCCUCAUGGGUAUCCCAAGGCGUUAAGGCACCUGAAGUGAAAUGCGCCACUGCCACCCUUCAAUGGAGUGUAAGAGCUCUGUAAGAGCUUCUCCUUGCGGAGUCUCACCCGCCAAGCAGCAGGGCGAGAUUCCAGAUCCCCUGCUCCUACCCAGCAAAGAGGUUUUGCACCGGCUUCUCCUGCCACACCACCAGGCAGGGAGAUCUCAACCCUGCCUGGUGGCAGUGCUGGGUGGCAGAACGCCUCCCCUUUUGUUGACCCAGCAGAGAGACCAGCAACAAAGCUGGUUGGCAGAACCGGCAUGCUGCCCCUUGGGGGGUGCCGCCUGAGGCAGCCACCUCACCCUGCCUCAUGGUUGGGCCUGCUCUGGCUUUCUUACCCACCAGGCAAAAGGUAUUUGGAACAAUCAGGAUCUCUCCUACAAGAAGCUGAGAUCUGUAAGACCAUGUCAGAGACAUAAAACAAGUGCGUAAAUGUUGACUGCUGCAAGUGUGUGUUUGUUAACCUAGGGAUUGCCAGUUUUGAAAGCCCGCAAAACUUUCCUGGGUACCACACACAUACUCCAUGCAGGCAAGUACACACCACAGCCUAAUCUCUUGACAACAGCAGAAUGCUUAUUUCAAGCCAGCAAGGAAAUGAUAUCAUGAGGGUGCCGAGUGCAUGUGUGUCUACAGGCACCAGAUCAGUGGGUAAGCCUAUAAACCAAACAACUUUUGACUAAUUUGCUUUGCUUUUCAAUUUUAGAUUCUUGUAAAAGUUAUUGGAAGUUUCAGUCAAAUGCAGUCCAUAUAGUUAGGCAGAAAAAUUGUCAAUUAUGGAUCAUUCUUAAGUAUCUUUACUUUGUUUUGCAGCCUCACAGGCGGAAGAAACCCUUCAUAGAAAAGAAAAAAGCUGUAACCUUUCAUCUAGUACACAGAAGUCAGAGGGACCCCUUGGCAGCAGAUGACACUGCACCCCAAAGAGUUCUGCUACCUGCACAGAAGGUGGUUAUAAAAUACAGUGUUGUAGGAAAGUGGCUGAGCUUUUACUUUUCAGAGAAUUGAGCCAGAAAUUAUUUCAGCCUUGAAGUUUUGGGGUUUGUAAUAAUGUGUAAUAAUUCCCUAGCACUUAUUUGCAUUACAAUUUUUGCAUUUUGAAACCAUGUGGCAUACAUACUCUGUAGUUUUCAAGGAAGUAUGGUUCAAAGAAAAAUCUAAUUGGGCUAUUUGGAGGUGAGGGAAUGCUAAAAUCUGUGUUCACACACUUCAUAAAAAGUGUUUAGAAAGUUACUGUAUCCAAAGUGCCUGCUUUCUCCCUGAAAUAUUUGCUUCCUCGUAAUCUAUGUUCAGCAAAAAUACUGGGCAGAUGCUUUUAUUGUUAAACUGCUUUGAAAUGUUUCAUAGGAAGUGAUUCAUAACUGGAAUUAUUACACAAAUAAAUAAAUUUGGGACCUCUUCCUUUAAAAAAAUACCUCUAGGGAGUUGAUGAAAAAAGAAGAGAGGAACAGAGGAAAUAUGGAGUAUUCUUUGAUGAUGAUUAUGACUACCUGCAACAUCUCAAAGAAGCUUCUGGACCGUCUGAGCUCGUUCCAUCAAGCAUACCCAGUCAACAAGGCAGGAUUGUUGUGACCACAGAAGGAGAUGUACAAGAGGAAAUUCAGCAAAUUCCAGUAAGUACACAAUAUACUUGUCAUGGUAUUCUCAAAAGGAGAUUCAGCAAAGAAGUCAUGAUUUUAAAAAGUUAUUUUUUUAAAAAGGCAGGAUUGAAAUUAUUAAAUAAAGUAUUCUGAAAACAUCUAACUUAAUAGAUGUUGUGAUGAUACAUUGCGGAUAUCACACCUAUGUUGUUGUUUUUGAAAUCUUUGAGGCUUCAGUCUAUGGAACUUCCUACCGUAAUACCUAAUAAAGUUCUCAGGCAGGCCUUAACAAAUGUUGCAUUCACUAUAAAACCUUUAACCACUGCUGCCAAAAUAAAUCCUCUAUGUCUUGAAGAAACCCAGGAGCCUGCUUCCUAUGACAUAGACAUGGGAUUGACAACACAAUUAGAGACAGAUGAACAAACUUGAUUUUUUGUUAAGUGAAUUAUUUACAUAAAAAGGGAAAAAGUGUUGCUUUUCAGAUGGUAGGAUGCAAUUUAUUAAGUGUACAGUUUUCAGUUAACCAGGGUAUCUGCUGCUACAGUUCCUAACAUCUAAGAGGGUUUUUUGCAGCCAGAUAAGCCCCCAGUAGUUUUUCCCUGGGACCCGAUUUGCUUGACCUUCACACCAGGCAGCCAUAAGGAGGAAUGAGCAGCAGACUUCUUCAUGUUGACUUCUAGAAUAGUUCAGAUGUUUGCUGAAAUUCACCCUCUGGUCAAGAGCUCAUCUUGAAACCCUCUGGUUCUGGAUUUUGGUGCCUACUUGAAGCUUCACCACUACCUCAGAGCAUGCCUUCGUGCUCUCCCCAGCUGCCAGUUCAUUUCCCAGCAGUUUUCUCACAGACUGCCAGAAUUACUUUCCAAGCUGAGCUCUGCUCUCCUCUAGUUGGCAGCCAGCUGACAGAUUGGCCUUUUGUUCUCCCUCCAGCCCGAGCCUUCUGACCACUCGUUUCCUUGCCCCUUUCAGGGAAGCCUUACCUGUCUGUCUUCUUUCAGGGACUAGUCAGUGAUUCUGCAUGAACAAAUUCUAACAGGCAGUUGAAUUUAUGGACCCCUUGAUGGAAGCAAAUUGCAUUUUAUUCUACACCUGGUCCAUCUAUAAACAAAGGGAGCUUCUCCCACUAGUCAUUUUCAGACAGUCAUCUUGAAACCUCCCUCCUUAGCAACUGUUACUAAGGCAGCCGUAAGUGUUUUGUGACCAUCACAAAGUCACAGAGCCAGGCUUCUGGUCUUUUAGGUUACUUUAUAACCUCAGCCACACGUUUCUCCCAGAAUAUAAAUGUUACUAAGCAUUAUCAUCAGUUUGUUUUGUAACCAGCCUUGCCACAAAGAACUACGCUCAAAAGCAAUGUACUGUAGCAAUGAGAACAAAAAUGCAACUGCCUCUUUCACUGAUUGAUUCUGUGAAUUUUGUUACAAUGGACUAACAUGGCUUUUUAACUACUAUUGGUGUGAAUAAGUCUGUAAUAAUAGUAGCUAAUAACACAAAUGACAAAGUUUUGUAAUUUUUAAAUUCAGUUUCUGUCAAGCAGAUUUAUAGAAGCCCUUUUCAACCUAUGAGACGGGGCGGGGGGGGGAGUGCUGUAUGUCUCUUUGGCAGCCAUCUGGAAGGAUUAGAGGUGUGGAGGGAAUAUUUUUACCCAACACGUAUCAAUUAAUAAGUUGGCUACUGGUGAUGGAACAUACUGCCAUAACAUCAUAGUUUGUGCAUCCACAAAAAAACAACAACCUGGGACAUUUUCUAGAAGUUACUUAUAAGCAGGAUUUUGGAUUCCAGCAGCCUUGCUUGUCAGCUUGCACUCCAGAGAAGCCUAUGUAGAAGAAAUUCUUACAGAUACUAGUCCACUGUGGGGGGGAAUGAACAUACAUGUGCUGUGUCUCCAAUUUCAGAAGAAAGAGGCAAAUAUUUUUUUAAAACAGUAGUAAUAUUUGGUGGUUUUUGUGUCUUGAGUAAUUUUUUAGGGAGGGGGGAAUGACUGCUGUUUUGUUCUUUUUGCUUUUUAGGCCCCCACCAUUAACUUGCCCUCAUCAGUGUUUGCAUCAGAAUUUGAAGAGGAUGUGGGAUUGUUAAACAAAGCCGCUCCCAUUUCAGGUACUAAAUUUACACUGCAGUCUGGUCCAUAUUUACUAAGAAGAUAUACUAUGUUAAAUGGAGGAUACUCUCUAGAAAGUGGCUAUCAAAGUAUAGGCUUAAGCAGUCUGUCUGUCAUAGCAUCUAUUAUUACAGAAUGCUUGAAGCUGCAUCUCCUUUCUGCAGAAUUUCUGCAGAAUUUCUAUAUUAGCAGCAGCAGCAACACUAUGUGGUCUAAUAGAAAAUAGGAGGUAAAACUAUUUUCUAGGUGCUUUGGGAUUGCAUAGAUUUCUUUAUUCUUCAUUCAGAAUCAAAUUGGCAUCAGUUAUGCAGAGCAGAUAAAUGUUUUUGCAUGAUGCAUGGUUCUGCCAUGCUGGAAGUAAGUCUUAUGGAAACAGGGAAAAGGAGACAACUUUUAUUUCAGUUUUGUAAAUACUCAGAAUAGACCCAUUGAGAUUAUUGGACUUGUCCAUUGAUUUUAGUGGAUGACCUCAAAGUUUGACAUAGGACUCAGCUAUACAGCUGCAAAUAAAACAUUUUAAGUGUUUUUUAAGUGCAAUAUACAAUAUGAGACUAGAUGGCGAUGGUGAGCCUCGUGGAAAAUUCAGUGUAUUUUUUUAUUUAAAAAAAAAACACUGUCAGAACAUUUUUUAUAUGUGUGUUGUUUCCACCUCAAGUUGGCCAUCAUACUCAUUCUUCUAUUCACGUAUGGUGGGGAAUAGGUAAAAGGUAAAAAGUCAAAAAGGUGACUAUGGGGUGCAGCACUCACCUUGCUUCAGGCCGAGGGAGCCGGCAUUUGUCCACAGACAGCAGGGGGAAAACUCUUGUAAACUGUAUGAGAAUAGAGUUGUACCAUAAGUUACUUACCCUGAAAUGCAGGCUAGUUUUGGGUUUGUUUGUUUUUUUAAGUUGUGUACUAAUAACAAUUUCAUCAGCUUUCUUUGCAUUUUGAAAAGAAUUUGGCAGCAGCCUGUUUAAAUAUAGCACAAUCACUUAUUGAAUUUUUUAAAAAAAGUAAUUUGAAAACAAAAGCAGAUGCUGCGACACAACUCCUCACAGUAAAAAUUAAUUACCAUAAUCUAAAUUUUCUCACCCUUUUCUAAAUUAGCUCUGGGCCCUGAAAGCCUUCCCAUUCAGGUGGGGGCGUCUUACAACCCUUCUAAAAGGUACUCAGGUUUGAGUCUGCCAUAGAAGGGAAUUCUAUAAAGGGAACAGCCACAAUGAAUGGUUUUCUAUGCUUGGCUAAAGACUGGUGUUUACAGCAAACUGGCUGUUCAGCUCUGACACUUUCUGAGAAAUGGCUUGUCAUAACUCAUUUAUAAGGUGUUAUUUUAUCUAUCUUUAGGGCCUAGGCUGGAUUUUGAUCCUGACAUUGUUGCGGCACUUGACGAUGACUUUGAUUUCGACAAUCCUGAUAAUCUUCUUGAUGAUGACUUCAUUUUAAGGGCUAAUAAUCAAGGAAGCACAGAGCAGGAAAAGGAAGCUUGUUGGUAAUGGAAUGGAAAAAGUAUUACUGUCCUUCGUUGCCUUUCUGUUCUUUGUUUUGCGUUUUGCCACUGGGCAAAACGUUGCUAAGGAACUAUCUUCAUGCUCCUUUUCAUAGAGAUACUUUUCAGAGUCUGAAAAUCAGCACCACAUCAGCUAUUUAACUGUAAAAUAAGAAAAAUAAUGACCUAUGACCUGGUUAGACAAGAAGUCCAAAAAGAAAUGAGGUGAGGAGGAAGAGAAGCAGCCUGAUAGAGAGCCAUCAGAAGCUCAAGUGUAUCACCUUCAAUUUAGGGUAGACCUAUUGAGCACUUUAUUUCUUUACUACCAAGGAAGGCUUAAGACUCUUCUCAUUUUUAGGGCUUCUGGCGAAACAAACAAUACAUUCAUCCUCCUCCAACCAUUUACAUUGUUUCUCAAAUCUCUCUAGCUUCUUCUCUCUAGAGUUGGCCCAACUAUCCUGUCCUCUCCUUACUGUUUCUCACAGUGCCAGUCCAUCAUUGCCUGUGACACUGAGGCAAACGGAAUAGGGUGCCUCCUAGAAUCAAUGCUGCUGCAGCUGCCUCUCUUUUCCCACCUUUCUGCCUUGUUCUAUGCUGGCAGAAGCAGCAUAGGCACCCACGAGUUCUGCCCAUCAUCACCUCUGACCCACCUGUGUUUACUUUCCAUAGCGGUGAGGCAGUCAUGUAUGUUUGCUGCCGGCCCCUGACAGCCUUCUAGACAAUAAUAAUCAGCUGCAGUUGCAGCUGCAGAGAAACCAAGUGGCUUCAGCCCCCUUCCCCUCAGCUGUUGCCUUACAGCAGCCAUUCCUUCAAGCUAUGUUUACAUGUGGUUGUUAUAAAAACUGUAAGAGUUUGCUUUUCGACCUCCUUUCCCAUCUCCUUUCCUUCUAUGCUUUGGCUUUUUAUUGUAAGCCUGAAGGCACACUUUCUACCUCUUUUUCAAAUGCCAUCCUGGGAGCCAUUUUGGCUAAAGAGCAAGAUAGAAAUUAUUUAAUACUUCUUUUUUUAAAAAUGAGAUAGCUGGGUUUCAUUUUCUUUUUGGCUGCUCUUCCUAGGCAGUCUGGAGAUGAAGAUGAAUGGGAGGACAUGGAGGAAGAGGAUGGAGAAGGCACCCAGAGUGAUGUGGAUUCGGAGGGUCCUUUGUCAGAUGACAGUGAGAUUAAAGGAGAAAUGAAAGAAUUUCUUUUUAUGCAAGAAGAAACCAAGAGCCGUUUCACAGAAUACUCCAUGACUUCUUCAGUAAUGAGAAGGAAUGAACAGUUGAGCCUUUUGGAUGAGAGAUUUGAGAAGGUGAGGUAACCUAACGGUAAUGAUUCUGGUGACACUUAAAGGGUUGUUGGCAAAUAUUCCCCCACUCAAACUCUGAUUCUGAUACAGGCAGAUCAAAGCCCUGUGUAAAUGGCUACUUAUUAUUUUUCCAAUGAUAGAAAGACAGCUAACUGCUAAACAAUCAUACCCUGUAAUAUGUACCUUACAUAUUUUUGUUCAAUAUCGAGUAACAUUUAUUCUGAACCGCAGAUAUGUUAUUGUCAAUCAGCAGGGUAGCAAAUAAAUUUGUAUUUGUUUUUACAUAAAGGAGAAGGAAAUUAGGAGAAUGAAAACAAUUGUUCUCAAAACUCGAAUUCCUCUCCCUGUGUGGUUCAGAUUUGUUACUGUAGUUAUAUAAUUAGUUCCAGAUACUUUCAGAUUGAGUGUUGUGUGUUUUAUGUUCUUUUAGUUCUUUGAGCAGUUUGACGAUGAUGAAAUUGGAGCACUGGAUAAUGCCGAAUUGGAAGGUUUCAUUCACAGCGACAGUACGCGGUUACAGGAAGUCUUGAAUGACUACUACAGAGAGAAGGCAAAGAAGUAUGUAGAAUGUCCCAGCUGUCUGAUUUCUUGGUGUUAGUUAAAAGAAUUUCUAUAGAACCUUUUGACAUCAGGGUGAUUUACAAAUGUUGGACACAAGCUACAAUCAAAACAAUUAAAAGGCCAUUUUAAAAAAAUGAUAUUUUUUUUUAAAGGCUAAUCAAAAAGGCCAUUGUGUAGCAUGAAAAGGACAGUUGCAUGAGCACUAGGGAAGCCUCCUGGGGAGGGGAUGUUCUGAGUCCAAAGAUGACGACUCACAUAGAUAGCCUUAGCUCCCAGCUUCAGCUUUCCCAUUUUAUCCUAGGAAGGGAAGCGUCUUUGCUGGUUUAGUGUUUAUGUAUUCUGUUUACUGAUUAAUUUCCAGAGACUACAUUGAAAGCUGAGUAAUUUUUAUUUAAAGGCAUUGUCAUGAAAAACACUAUAUUUCUCUAAUUGUUUAAUUUGGUUGUGGUUUAUCUGGUUCAUGGGGGAAGAGCUCAGUUGGAUCUCUUGUUUAUAUUCAUGCUUGACUGCUGUUACCGAUGAUCAAUUGCUAUGUUAGAAGAGGAAAGCCAAAGUCCUUUAAAUAUAUAGCUAUUGAUGGCAAAAUGUUUGGCUUGAUGCAUGUAUUCAUAUUGACUCAGGGUAAUCAACAUUCUCUGCCUCUAGCAGCAAUUAUAAAGUGUGUGUGUCGGAUACGGAAGAGGCAAUUGUGAUGUCCUGUCAAGUAUCUGAUUGAAGGAAAAGGAGGAGGAAAUAUACUUCAGCGGGGUUUAACAAUCAGUAUAUACAUUUUAUGAAAAAUAAAUACCUUUAAUUAUAUACAACUGGGUAUGCAGCAAACAACAUAGGCUGUACUAAGAGAAAAAUAUUUAGCUUUUAUGCAGUUGGAAUGCCUGCUGAUACUGUGCAAAUAAAAUGUAUUUUGUUGUGAUUCACAAUUAAGGGGAACUCCUUUGCCAAAUUACACCUUUCAAAAGCAUAAUGUAUAUCUACCAUUUUCUGCCAUACCAGUUGUUGCCAGAUUGCAACUUGCGUUAUCCCUGGCCAUUGACCAUGCUGGCUGAUGAAUUCUGGUGUCCAACAAAGUGUGGAGAGCAUAAAUUAGCCACCACUGCUCUAAGGGAUACUGAUCAAUGGAAGAGCAGCUAGAGGCAGUUUUAAAUUUAAAUUUAAAAUGUUUUUAAUAUGCCUUCAUGAAUCUUUUAUUUUUCUCCAAAAGCUGUGUCAAACUUGAAGGUCUCGAAAUCAAAGAAGAUUCAAAGCUGCUCCCCAGUGAGGAAGAAGAUGAGAUAGAAGAAAUUGCAGCUUUGGUUAUUGAAGAACCCAAAGAAAAGUGGGAUUGCGAAUCCAUUCUGAGUUAGUGUCUAGAGCUACAUGUGUCCCCCCCCCCCCAUGGCUAAAAAAUGCAAGGAUUAUACUACUGCUUUUUGUGUGUCAAACUAGCACACACAGUAACUAUUAACGAAAAAGGCCAAUGAAUAAGAAAUUAUUAAUAGUUUGGUCUAUAACAAAAGUUUUAAAAUCAUAACUGGGGCAGUAACUGAUUGAUUACUCAAACUUGUGUCUCUUUUUUUCUCCUUAAGGUACCUAUUCAAACUUAUACAAUCAUCCAAAACUUAUUGAGGUUCCACAAAAGGUAAAUUGAAGUUUCUAUUUUAUAUCAUUUUAAGAAUUUUGACCAGUAAUAGGCACAUCCAAGAAUUUCAGCAUGCCUAGUGUGAUUUUUUUGCUUUAAAGGAAAAAUAAAAUAGCAAGCCUUACCAUCUUGAAAAUGGCUUUUGAAAUUAAAAGCCAUGUGGCAUGGAAGAUGAUUGUCUCUGGGUUGUGUAGAUGAUUGUCUCUGGGUCAUAACUAGUUGUGUAGUUCUUUCGUUCCCUAUCCCAAUAGCAUGUGUGGUCAUAAGCUUACGUGUUUUGGGAUAAUUGUAAGUGUUCUUCAGACCUGUUUGUCAUUACUCAAAAGUGAUCCAGCAUAAACUGGUUGGUGUCUUUUCUCUCUUCCUUUCAGCAGUAUUAAAUAUUUUUGCAUUUAUUGCUCUCACAGAAAACAAGUUCUUAGUAACUUGUUUUACCUGGAAAUCGGAAGCUAAAAAAUUAUCACUAUUCUCUGCUUUAAAUACUAAACAUGCAUGCACAGUUUCAAGUAAUUUCUAUGUAAUCUGCCAAAGAUUUUCAACAAGUAUAAGGAAGCCAUUUAAUAAAUAUUGCAACAGAACAAGAAUACAUUUUUUUUUAUUAUUUAAUCAUAGCCAAACAGACAUUCCCCACCCCCCAGCGAGGUUAUAAAUUCUGCUUUGACUGAGCAUUGAUUUGACACUUAGGGCCUAUAGGUUCUGCUGUAAUGAACUUUGGACUGGGCUGAUUGGGGAAGAAAGCCACAAUGUUAUUGUUGGGCUUAUACAUGACAUGAAAAAGUAUAGCAAGGGGUGUAGGGGGGAAACCACAUUUGUUAGUUUGUUUGUUUGUAUGUAUUUACUUUUCAGCCCAAACCAAUUGAAGUGUCAAGUAAGACAGGAAUCCCUCUGGGUGUUUUGCCCGGAAGAGGACUUACAGCUAAGCAGGCCGAACGCAUGGAAAUGAUUAACGACAGUGACCUGCCAAGAGUAGCCACGCAACCACGAUGCAAAAAUGAGAGUAAAGAAGAUCGGAAAGCUAGAAAACAAGCUAUCAAAGAGGAACGAAAGGUAGGCUUCUUUCACAUUUUUCAGUAAAUACUGAAAUGUGCAUUUGUCUGAUUGUCACUUUCACUAAAGUAGUUGGUCAGUUUUAACUUGAACCAGAGCCAUUUACAUCCUAACUUUUGAACAUGAACCCAGGUAACUUCACUGUUUCCAGGUUGUCUCCCAUAGAUAAGCACCAACAGACUGAGACCAUAUUAGGUGUAUGCAGGCGUAUUUCUGCAGCAUAUAUGUCUUUUGACUUCUCUCCUUUUACAAUAUGCUAAAUUGUUGUUGUGAAAUAAAGGGUGCAGAGGGCAAUGUACACUGAGCACCACAGUGACACUGGUCCUUAUCAGAAGGUGAUCACCUACUCAGAAGGGAGUAGGUAAAUGUAACCUAAUCAGAAGGUGACACUGUCAUGCUCUAUAUUAGAUCCUUAUCAAUUGUUAAUCUUCAUCCGAUUGGGAAAAGAUGCUUUGUUCUAAUGGUGUUUCUCUGUAUGGGUUUAGGAGGGGGCAGAAGUUCCUUCGUUCCAUUUUGAUUGCUAAUACCAGUUUUGGAUUUAUGCUAAUUUUUUACAGAUCUUUGCUCGUAGCAGCUGGCUGCUUGCAAGAAUCUUUGCAUUCUUUGUGACCAGUACAAUAAAUUUUAAAGUGCAGCCCAGAAAGAACCCAAAAACUGGCAUGUAUAUAGUUGAAAGGAUUGGUAAAUCGGUCACUUCAUUCCAAACUCUCUACAUGUUACUAGUGAUAACAAUAGAAAUAAACUAGCUUUUCUUAUGAGAUGCCUUUCUGCAGCAUUUGUAGCAUGGAAUAGCCAAUGUGGUGCUCUCCAAAGCUUGUGGAGGGUGCAUUUGGGUUGUAUCCAAUGCUGCCUGUGCACAAACAGAAUGGAUUUCUGCUCUGGAAGGGGCUUCACGUUCCUCCUUCUCCCUGCACAUCCCUUAAAAACUGUUUGGGAGGGCUGGAGGGUCUUCCACAGAUGACUGGAGAGCAUGUGAGAGGCUGCAGAGGCUGCAUACUGUUUUAUUAAGGAAACUGCUUUGGGAACUUCUUUGUUGAAAUGUAAAUAAAUGGUUUAUCUGUGUAGGAACGCAGAAUGGAGAAGAAAGCAAACAGAUUGGCCUUCAAGCAAGAGAAGACGAGGCAAGAGAAAGAGCUGCUCAACCUGAAACAGAAUAUUCAAGGGCUCAAGCUGUCAUAA
Molecule: messenger RNA, 11328 nt
Organism: Podarcis lilfordi (Lilford's wall lizard)
Lineage: Eukaryota; Metazoa; Chordata; Lepidosauria; Squamata; Lacertidae
Source: the annotation of a GenBank genome assembly